AUGGACUGGGAUGGACUGGGAAGGGGACUGGGGUUACUGGGACCACUGGGGGGUUACUGGUCUCACUGGGAGCCGUUACUGGUUUCACUGGGAGCCCUUACUGGUUUCACUGCGGGGUUACUGGUCUCACUGGGGGGUUACUGGUUUCACUGGGGGGUUACUGGGAGCACUGGGAGCCGUUACUGGUUUCACUGGGAGCCCUUACUGGUCUCACUGGUGUCCCUGGGCGCAGGCGAUGGAACCCCCAUCGAUUACAUCACCGUCGAUGAUGACGUCACCGAUUACGUCACCGAUUACGUCACCGCGACCCCCGGGGCUGAAAAAUGGACCGGUACCACCAGUAAAACCAGUACCACCAGUACCACCAGUAACACCAGUAACACCAGUACCACCAGUAACACCAGUACCACCAGUAAAACCAGUAACACCAGUAACACCAGUAUAACCAGUACCAGUGACACCGGUACCAGUACCACCAGUACAACCAGUACCACCAGUACAACCAGUACCAGUACCACCAGUACAACCGGUACCAGUGACACCGGUACAACCAGUACCACCAGUACAACCGGUACCAGUACCACCAGUACAACCGGUACCAGUGACAGCAGGACCACCAGUGACGCCUCUGCUACCGGUGGAACCAGUAACACCAGUAACACCAGUAACACCAGUACCACCAGUAUGAGGGCUACCGGUACCACUGACACUGGUACCACCAGUACCACCAGUACCGGUGACUCCAGUACCACCAGUACCACCAGUACCAGUGACUGCAGUGCUACCGGUACCACCAGUACCACUGGUACCAGUACCACCAGUACCACCGGUACCACCGGUACCACCGGUACCAGAGCCAUCAGUACCAGUAACACCAGUGCAACCGGUACCAGUGAUUCCAGUACCACCAGUGACACCGGUACCACCAGCACCAGAACCACCGGUACCACCGGUCCCAGUGACACCAGUGCCACCAGUACCAACAGCACCAGUACCACCAGUGACACCAGUACCACUGGCACCAGCACCACCGGUGUCACCGGUCCCACCACUACCAGUGACACCAGUACCACCAGUACCAGUGACACCAGUACAACCGGUACCGGUGACUCCAGUACCACCAGUACCGGUGCCACCAGUGCCACCUGUCCCGGUGUCCCCGGUGGUAUCCGCUGGCCGCCCGCCGUUUGCUCCGCGCUCUUUCCGCCUGUUGCUCCGCCUGUUCUGGGUACCCCGUUCCGCGUCCGC
Messenger RNA from Cyanistes caeruleus (blue tit), 1248 nucleotides. Lineage: Eukaryota; Metazoa; Chordata; Aves; Passeriformes; Paridae. The record is from RefSeq and is a predicted model, not a curated record.